Molecule: messenger RNA, 2127 nt
Organism: Eutrema salsugineum
Lineage: Eukaryota; Viridiplantae; Streptophyta; Magnoliopsida; Brassicales; Brassicaceae
Product: probable cyclic nucleotide-gated ion channel 16
Exons: 7
Coding region: 1-2127 (708 amino acids)
Biological process (GO): transmembrane transport; monoatomic ion transport
Cellular component (GO): membrane
Molecular function (GO): monoatomic ion channel activity
Source: RefSeq, a predicted model, not a curated record
AUGAGCAGCCUCCACCUCUACACCUCCGCACGCUUCCGCAAUUUUCCGACUGCGUUCUCCCUCCGUCACCGUAAUAACGACCUCCAAAGCCAACGCCGCCGAUCUAUCUUCUCCGAGCUCGGUGACAAAACCCUCGAUCCAGGCGGUGACCUAAUCACGAGAUGGAACCACAUCUUCCUCAUCACCUGUCUCCUCGCUCUCUUCCUCGACCCUCUCUACUUUUAUCUCCCCAUCGUCCAAGCCGGAACCGCUUGUAUGUCCAUCGACGUCCGUUUCGGCAUCCUCGUCACCUUCUUCCGAACCCUAGCCGAUCUCUUCUUCCUCAUCCACGUUUUCCUCAAAUUCAAAACCGCUUUUGUCUCCAAAUCUUCUAGAGUCUUUGGUCGUGGCGAGCUCGUCGUGGAUCGCCGUGAAAUCGCUGUCCGUUACCUCAAAUCCGAGUUCGUCAUCGAUCUCGCCGCCGCGCUUCCUCUUCCUCAGAUAAUGAUUUGGUUUGUGAUACCAAAUGCUGGAGAAUUCAGAUACGCAGCGCAUCAGAACCACACGCUUUCCUUGAUCGUACUUAUACAAUACGUGCCUCGCUUCCUCGUCAUGCUUCCUCUCAACCGUCGGAUCAUUAAAGCCACCGGAGUCGCAGCCAAAACAGCCUGGUCUGGUGCAGCCUACAAUCUCGUCCUCUACUUACUUGUUAGCCACGUUCUUGGCUCGGUUUGGUACGUUUUGUCGAUCCAGAGACAGCACGAAUGCUGGACAAGAGAAUGUACUAAGGAGAUGAACGCAACGCAUUCACCUUCGUGUAGUCUCUUGUUUCUAGACUGUGGAUCGUUGCAGGAUCCAGGUAGACAAGCUUGGAUGCGCAUCACUCGGGUUCUCUCUAAUUGUGAUGCACGUAAUGAUGAUGACCAACAUUUCCAGUUUGGUAUGUUUGGUGAUGCCUUCACUAAUGAUGUCACUUCUUCUCCUUUCUUUGAUAAAUACUUCUACUGCCUUUGGUGGGGUCUCCGCAAUCUCAGUUCUUAUGGACAGAGUCUUGCAGCGAGUACACUGAGUAGUGAGACUAUAUUCAGUUGUUUCAUAUGUGUCGCUGGUCUUGUUUUCUUCUCUCAUCUCAUUGGCAAUGUUCAGAACUAUCUACAAUCGACCACGGCUAGGUUAGACGAAUGGAGAGUCAGAAGAAGAGAUACAGAGGAAUGGAUGAGACACAGACAAUUGCCACCGGAGUUACAAGAGCGUGUGAGGCGUUUCGUUCAAUACAAAUGGUUAACCACUCGUGGAGUCGACGAAGAAGCCAUCCUCCGUGCACUACCAUUGGAUCUUCGUAGACAGAUCCAACGGCAUCUCUGUCUCGCCCUAGUUCGCCGUGUGCCAUUCUUUGCACAGAUGGAUGACCAGCUCUUAGACGCAAUUUGCGAGCGUUUAGUUCCGUCGUUGAACACUAAAGAUACACACGUGAUCCGCGAAGGUGAUCCUGUAAACGAGAUGCUUUUCAUCAUUAGAGGUCAGAUGGAGAGUUCUACUACAGAUGGUGGACGGUCAGGAUUCUUUAACUCCAUCACGCUUAGACCAGGAGAUUUCUGUGGUGAAGAGCUCUUAACUUGGGCUUUAAUGCCAAACGUUAACCUUAAUCUCCCUUUGUCCACAAGAACUGUGAGGACUCUCUCUGAAGUAGAAGCUUUUGCUCUCCGAGCAGAGGACUUGAAGUUCGUAGCUAACCAAUUCAGACGCCUCCACAGCAAGAAACUUCAACAUGCUUUCAGGUACUAUUCGCAUCAAUGGAGAGCUUGGGGAACUUGUUUUAUACAAGCUGCGUGGAGACGAUACAGGAAGAGAAAGUUAGCUAUGGAGUUAGCUAUGCAAGAAGAAGGAGACGAUUACUAUUAUGAUGAUGAUGAUAACGAUAAUGGAGGAUAUCAAUAUGGAGAGAACAUGCCGGAAAGUAGUAACAACGUAGAUGAAAACAGCAGCAAUAAUCAGAAUUUGAAUGCGACGAUAUUAGCGUCUAAGUUUGCGGCUAAUACGAAGAGAGGUGUUUUAGGGAACCAAAGAGGGUCUACAAGAAUUGAUCCUGAUGAUCCGACUUUGAAGAUGCCUAAAAUGUUUAAACCCGAGGAUCCAGGAUUCUUCUGA